AUGACUGAAGAUUUUGACUACGAUGACUUGGAUGAUUUGCUGGAUGAGGAUCCAUCUAAGCUAGAGGAUGUGCAGGCAGAAACCACGCAGAGCCGAGGAACCACAGAGGCAGAUGGUUUGAAGAAGCCAGCUGAUCCUGUGAUGGAUAAAGAUGAUCCUGCAGUGAAGGAAAUGAUUGAGGAUUUACAACAGGAAUUUCAGAACUUAAUGAAACAGAACGGUGACGGUGCCAAUGUGAACAUAGAGGACAAAGAGGCUGCUGAGAACUUCAAGAAACUGCUAGAUAUUCUAGAAGAAGUUGGGCAAGUUCCCAAGGAAACCACUACACAACAGCUAGAAAGUCUCAAUACUCAGACAACUUCAAAGGGUGAGAAAGCAGGUAAAGGUGGAUUUAAGGAUGUCAUAUCCAGCACUUUGGAUAGACUGAAAGAGAAUGCCAAUAAAGUUGAUACCCAACUGGAAGAAGAGAAGAAACAAAGUAUCAAUGGCUCUGGCAACCCAGAUGAAGUGCUAUCCAAAUUACUAAAUGAUCUUGUAAGUGAUUCAGGUGAUGUUCCAGCAGAUGGUGAAAUGGAUAAUGCGAUACUAGGUAUAUUGAAUAAAAUGUCGUCAAAGGAGGUUCUGUACCAACCAAUGAAGGAUAUGCAAAUUGAGUUUUCAAAAUGGCUAGAAGAUAAUAAAGAUCACCCUUCUCAUAAAGAUAAUAUGGAUACCUAUAAAAGACAAUUUGAGCUGGUUAAUAAGCUGAUUGUCAUAUAUGAGAAACCCGAUUAUGAUAAUGACAAAGAUAGAGAUGAAGUUACAGAGCUGCUUGAUCAGCUUGAACAACUUGGUGAUUCACCAGUGAGCAAAAAUUUCAACGGAGGAAACCCAGCUAAUGAUUUCGAUGAAAUGUCUAAGAUGUUGAAUAUAGAUGCAAAUGAUCCUAAACUGGCUGAUCUGGAUAAAGAUCUAGCCGAUACGUGUAAACAACAAUAG
Messenger RNA from Nakaseomyces glabratus, 978 nucleotides. RefSeq names its product Pex19p (gene PEX19). Gene Ontology annotation, biological process: protein import into peroxisome membrane. NCBI's taxonomy places the organism in Eukaryota, Fungi, Ascomycota, Saccharomycetes, Saccharomycetales, Saccharomycetaceae. The record is from RefSeq and is a predicted model, not a curated record. Gene Ontology annotation, cellular component: peroxisome; peroxisomal membrane.